Zasmidium cellare ATCC 36951 is the source of this 915-nucleotide messenger RNA. RefSeq lists its product as uncharacterized. NCBI's taxonomy places the organism in Eukaryota, Fungi, Ascomycota, Dothideomycetes, Mycosphaerellales, Mycosphaerellaceae. Gene Ontology annotation, cellular component: membrane. The transcript has 2 exons. The record is from RefSeq and is a predicted model, not a curated record. The coding region runs from base 1 to 915 and encodes 304 amino acids.
AUGAGGCUCCCGCAGACGAAGCUUCAGAGGAUCAAGGCGAUUGUCCACUUUGUGCAGGCUUUCGUGAUUUUCAUCGCGGGAUGCUUGACGCUGGCGGUCAUGACCAAGGAUGGUGGGUUUGGCGGGCAGACAGGCUUCUACUUCGCUCUGUGCUUCAUCACGAUACCCGCCAUCAUUUACCAAGUAAUGGUACCACUCUGGAGUCGAGCCUGGCGCUUCAACAACGUCUGGGCCAUAGCCACCGUCGAUAUCCUCUUCGCCAUCCUCUGGUUCGCGGCAUCCAUCGCUGUGGCUGUAUGGAACGCCAAUGGAAUAGCAAAAGGAAAGAGCAGCGACUCGAAGGAUGACAGCGACGAAAAUACCAGAAGAGACGACAGCACAAAGAAAGACGGAACGUGCGCAUCUUUUGGAUAUGGAAGCGCAACGAAAUGCUCCAUAAGCAAGGCUAGCGUUGGCCUGGGAAUUGUGAUCAUGCUGCUCUUCGCGAUCACAAGUUACAUCUCCAUCAGAGCAAUCAUCGAGUACCGAAGGACUGGAGUGGCUCCAAAUGCCACCGCGAAGAACCACGGUCAACCCGAGAGGCUAGAUGUAGACGACCCAAGCAAAGACGUAUGGUCUGCCAACACCGAUGAGCUCAACAACCGCACGAACAAUGACGACGACCGACUUGCAUUCGGUCAGGAUAUGGAAGAUGAUCAGCAAGGCCUACUCAAUAGGCAUUCAUUCGACACACACCAACCCGCGGAUGGCAUGCAUCCGGGCACGAGAUUGAGCUACGAAUCUACUACCCAGGUCGCGGCGCCUCCAGCUUACGACAGUAACAUCGCACCGUCUGCACUCAGCCCAACGGGAUUACCGAUGAGUCCGAACGGGCGAGUGCAGUUCCCGGAGGCAAACUACAACGCUUUGCGGUAA